ACUGAUCUCAUCAACCUAACGCUGAGCACCUCCGGAAACUAUAGUGACGUAUACAAGUGCACACUGACAACCGGGCCCGAAAAUACUCUCGUUUGUAGUCGACUUCAUUGCUGGAUGAGCUCAGCUUGAACAUGCUCUCUUGGCAGGUCGCAGUGAAGUUUAUCCGAUUUGGCAGGCAUAAACAGUACUACGAACGAAUCAUUCGAGAGAUACACUUGCACAUGAAACUUGAUCACCCGAAUAUCAUUCAGUUGUUAGGUAUUACAAAAGAAUUUCAAGGUGGCAGCUUCCCUUCGCUUGUGUUCCCUUGGAUGCCAAAUGGAGACCUCCAUUGCUACAUCGCGUACCACGGGGCGGGGAUCGAGAUGUCAAUCAAAUUGUCACUGGCUCGCGACAUUGCCUCUGGAGUCGCUUAUCUCCACAAAUUCCAUGUGGUUCAUGGUAACUUGGAGAGUAAAAAUGUUCUCAUGGGCCCGGAACCCGAAAAUCGAGCAUAUCUAACCGGUUUCUCGUUGUCAACGGUGCUUAGUACUAGUGAACUCUCAAACGAGUAUUCCAACAAUCCAGGGAAACCUCGAUCUGGUGCAGUGCGAUUUGCUGCUCCUGAAUGCUUCAUAGAGGAGGAAGGCGACAAUUCCUUGCCUAUGAUCAACAGCGAUAUAUACUCAAUUGGCUGCAUCUUAUUCCACGUUUUCUCUGGAUGUUUGCCUUGGCAUUAUCUAAAAUCGAACGACAUUAUCAGUGGACUUCGACAGCAUCGUACACCUUCACGUCCCUGCGGUGGCGGUAUUGAUGAUUCCCUAUGGGAUUUUAUUGAACGCUGCUGGUCCUUCAUACCGCGCAAUCGGCCAUCUGCAGCUCAGAUCCUCAAUUUUUUCGAAAAGCCGUACAAACUUAGUGGUAACGGACAUGUUUCGCCAUACGACCUUACAGAGAUGCUCCCCAAAAUUCUUCCUGCUCCCAUUGCCUUUGGAAGUUUUGCAGAUAUACGGCGGUGCACACUGGAGAGGGACGGAAAACCCCUGCAGGUAGCUGUAAAAUCGAUCCGACCCCUAUUCAAUACUGAAAAAACCCAGCGGCGCUACUUGCAUGAACUCCGGAUCUGGGCAGCACUUAUGCAGGAAAACAUUUUGCCUCUACUCGGAGUUGCUGUAAUUUAUGGUUGUUGUUGUCCCUCAAUGGUUUGUCCCUGGAUGGAAAAUGGCACACUCUCAAGUUACAUCCGUGCAUAUCCGACAAUGGAACUACAACAUAAGUUACGACUGCUCCGCGACGUCGCUACUGGCCUUCGUUAUCGUGCGCGCUAUGGAUUUAUCAUUGGUCACAUAUUGAUUGCGAAAUUUGUAGUCCACUCCCAACACGUUGUCCAUGGAGAUUUGACAAAUAACAACAUCCUCGUGGAUGUUAAUGGGCGUGCAGUCGUGGCUGAUUUUGGCCUGUCCUGCCGAUUAUCUGAAUUCAGUGGGAGUCCUCAUUCGGCCUUGACUGCAGCUGCGCAGUGGAUGGCACCAGAACUCAUGCAAAUCCCACGAGAAUCCAAAUCCCAUAUCUCCAGACAUAGCGAUAUGUAUUCCUUUGGUUCCAUCAUGAAUUAUGUCAUCUCUGGCGAACUUCCCUUCCAAAAUCAGGCACAACCCUAUUUCGCUUUGCAUAUGGGGGAAGCACCCUUUACGGAAAGAGGCAAGGACGUAUCUCAAGAGCAUUGGAAAUUUAUCCAACGGUGCUGGGGGCCAUUUAAUUGUGACGACGGAACUUCCUCUCGCCCAUCCGCUGAAGAAGCUUGUAACUUCUUGCGAAAGGAACUUGAAUCCAAACUACUGAUUACAAAAUAGUCCUUGGGACAUACAUUACGUGCUCCUCAUUCUCCUUCAUCAUAGUUUGCACUAUACAACUAUCUUUUUAUACAUACACAGGCGAUACCAGCAUCCCCAUCGCCCCUCGAGGGAGU
This is a messenger RNA of Suillus paluster, 1948 nucleotides long. Its product is annotated as kinase-like domain-containing protein. NCBI's taxonomy places the organism in Eukaryota, Fungi, Basidiomycota, Agaricomycetes, Boletales, Suillaceae. The transcript is spliced from 11 exons. Gene Ontology annotation, molecular function: ATP binding; protein kinase activity. Gene Ontology annotation, biological process: protein phosphorylation. The record is from RefSeq and is a predicted model, not a curated record. The coding region runs from base 132 to 1832 and encodes 566 amino acids.